This is a messenger RNA of Achroia grisella, 996 nucleotides long. It is a transcript of the gene mip40, whose product is annotated as protein lin-37 homolog. Gene Ontology annotation, cellular component: transcription repressor complex; Myb complex. The transcript has 6 exons. Bases 169 to 894 code for a protein of 241 amino acids. The record is from RefSeq and is a predicted model, not a curated record. Lineage: Eukaryota; Metazoa; Arthropoda; Insecta; Lepidoptera; Pyralidae. Gene Ontology annotation, biological process: negative regulation of transcription by RNA polymerase II.
UUGAUUUGAAUUUGUAUAUUUAUUUUGUUGUUUGAUAAUUGUAUUAUCAAAAAAUUGACUAUUAUUGAAGUGUUUCGAAAUUCAAAUUUAAUUCAUAGUAAUAAUAUUACGGAAGUACCAAGUUCUUUUGUUUCAAUUAAAUUCGUAUUUUAAUACUGUGCACGAAAAAUGCCUAAACGUAAACGAUUAUUAACUCCUUCAAAAAAUAAAGCAAAAGUAAAUCAGUCUAUUAAUCAUAAGGAAGAGGAUGAUCCUAAAGGUUUAUUGAAAUUUGAUAAUAAAGAAGUAUCGACAGCCCGUGGUCGUCUAAAGGGUGCUUUAUUGGAAGCAUUGGAACCAACGGCUGAAGACUCAGAUACUUCGUUAGAACCAAGUCCAACAAAAAGGGACAGGUACACAAACCAAGAAAAUAAAAGCAACUCCACCUCAGAUGAGGAUGAAAGACCACAAAGGAAGCAGUCACCGCAACGACAGUCGUAUGUGCUGAAAUUAUUUGACAGAAGUGUGGACCUGUCACAGUUUGAGGAAGACUCACCAUUGUACCCAAUUUGCAGAGCAUGGAUCGCCAACCAGCCUAAAGCUGAUUACAGUAAAUUUGGACAGAAGUUCAAAACUCCUGAACCAAACGAGGACAGUGUUGACUUGCCGGCACCUGAAGGCCCCCCUGUGUCCAGAAUACCAGAACUGCUGCCAGAACAAAAGAACCGCACUGGUGACAAUAUCAAUCUGAAUUAUCGUGAUGCCGUGCUACCCACUAGAGAGCAAUUGCUGCAGUCCCACGUGUCACGCUGGGCAGCCGUUCGGCAGGCGUGGCUCGACCAGGCACUCAAGGUGGAGGAGCGCUACGAGAGCACGCAGCAACUACUCAACAAGAUCAACGUCAACUCAAUGUAAUUAACUCACAAUCAACUUGGUGAUUACAUAUGAUUUUUAUCAAUAUAUUUUCUAUAAGAAUUCGUUUCUACAUGCUUUUUACAAGUAUUAUUUUGUAACAAA